GUAAAGCAAACAUAUUUGAAUGCGCGUUUGUUUGCAACAUAUCUUGAUCCUAUAAAAAAUGACUGUAAUUAGAAAUAAAUAUAAUUCGAUUAAUUUUUUUAUUCUUCUCUUUUUAUUAUUUUCGUGAUUCAAGAGCUACAAUGUCUGAAUCGACUAGGAUGACGUAGGUCGCCGCAAAGAGAGGACUUUGGAUUUCUUAUUUGUCAAGAAGAAUCUGAUCACAUCUUAAUCUUUAAUAUUUUUUGAUUUUAAGUAAGAUCUUAUAAAUUUUUAUUUUGAAAAAUGUAUUCGACUGUUUUAGAAAUUGUUAACGUUAUACUAUCAGCAGCAUAUAGUUAUCUUAUAGAGAAUUAAGUCGUUUUUAUCUAAUUGAGUGUAUUGAUUAGAAUAUUAUUGUCUACUCAUACUAUUUCAAUAUCACUUUCAAUUUGUAAAACAAGUCUUCAAUGUUGGAAUGAGUCUUUUGUCUUAAUAAUGCCAAAGAAAAUAAAUACUUUUUUAGCUUUUUAUUGUUGUGCGAGAUAUGCGGUGAGGCACUCUAAAUGAUUUGCAUCAUGGUCAUCGUAUCAAAAUCACUUUUAUUUAUUAUGUUCAGUGUCAAUAUUGUACGUUUUACUUUGCCCGUGCUUCAUUGGCUUUACCCAAAAGCUCGAAUUAUAGAAUAUCUAUAAGAGGUGGCUCAUGGCUGUGCAGUGUACAGUGAGUGUCGUUUACUGGCUCUCAGUAACACCCAAAAAAUGUUCAACUUUAUACUAUUUCAUAUUUAUGUCUACAAUCACUCCAUCGGCCCCACAGAUUAUUACUUUGAUUUCCUAUACAAUUUGGCUUCUUUCUUUAAAAUGAAACAACGACAGAAAAUAAAUAUAUUCGGACUUGGCAUAAACAUUAUUUAGUUACGUAUUUGGCAUAAAAAUCAAAUUAGAUCCAUACACCUUUAAAAAAAAGAAAAAAAAAGACAUAACAUGUCAUUACUGGAGGCAUAAUUGUGUUAUUUAUUAUCUCUUUUCCAACAAAUAUAUACAUUGUGCGAGACUAAUGCAUACAAAAUCAUUGGUUUGGUUACUGUCACGAGUUCCAAGAUUAAUUAUUAUGCAAACAAAACCUUUUUGGAUUUUUUUUACUAUAAAGUAUCGAAAGCAAAGAAGUAUUUCCACUAUCUCUUAAACACAGUCUAUAUUGUUCAACUCUUAUCAAUACCCACUGUUCAUUGACAUGGAGUAAGAUGACGACUUCCUUCAAUAACAAUGUAAGUGAUAAAGAAGCUCAGCACUCGUGCUUCGAAGAAUGGAUGGAGCUCCAACAACAAGACCUCUUGGAGCUUAUUCACAAUUCCGACUCCUCGUCAUCGUCCAGCACCUCUAACACUAGCGCCAGCAGUGACUUCAACCUAAAACAACUCAUUGAGAAAUCCAUCAAACACUUCCAAGAAUACAUUGACACCCGCAGACAUUUGGCGUGUAGUGAUGUCACUGCCUACCUUGCACCAACUUGGUGCACCACGCUAGAAAGCUCCAUGCUUUGGAUCUCCGGAUGCAGGCCUUCCAGUUACAUCCGUCUCCUUUAUGCGAUGAGUGGCAAAGAAUUUGAAUCCCAUCUCUCCAACUAUCUCCAAGGCAAUAGAUCCGGACACCUCAGCGGGCUCUUGACCGUGCAGCUGAACUCAGUGGAUGAGUUACAGAGGAAGACAAUAAGGCAAGAAGAUCAGUUAUCAAAUAAGCUCGCCAGCUUGCAGGAGGAGAUAGCUGAUCAGCCAUUUGCCAUUAUCGCCAAUGAAGUGGGAAAUCCUGGUGAAAUAUGUCGUGAAGCAGAGGAGGCCCUUGAUAGACAUGCUAAGUUUUUGGUGAAUGUUGUAGAAGAAGCUGAUAAGCUGAGGAUGGUGACUUUGAAGGAGCUGAUCAACAUACUGAGUCCACUUCAAGCUGUGGAUUUUCUCAUAGCUAGCAAGAAGCUCCAUCUUUGUGUCAAUGCUUGGGGUAAAAAAAGAGAUCAUCAGCAUGGGAGGAACAGAGAAACAAAACAAGAGAGGAACACAUGUCCAACUUUAUCUGGUCUUAAAAAUUAAAAUAAGGGAGUUAAACCGCUUAUGUUAUAUAGAAUAAAUGUUUUGUUAUUACUAAGUCGGCAUUAUUUUACCACUUCUUUCCAAUCUUUUAUGUUCUAGUGAAACUACCGAUGAAGCUUAAAAAGACGUUGAUCUACAGCAAUAACUUUCUUAACAUUUGAAUCUUAAAAUAGAGAGGAAAGUAGUUUCUUUGACGGGAAAAUAACAAUGAUCAACUAACAUCGACUAACAACACUUAACCUUCAAUUAAUCAAAUUCUAUGAUUUUGAACCAAUCACUAACAGAAGUCCAAAACAGUAACAAACAUUUUAAUCCUAUGAAGCGCAAAACUGGGUGUCACAACGCCUAGAUGAAAACAUAAAUCACUAAGGAAGUAGGAAAAGAUCCAGGGGUUGCCUGAGGCCCUGAGAGCCGGGAUGCUUGCCCUUGAAGAUGAAGUAAACAUGGUCGUGGGUAUGAAUGAACACUUUGCCCUAAUUGGUUGGGGGUACGCAGGAGCUUAGUAGUUGCUAAGACGUUCAAAAGUUGGACAUUUCUGAAAUUGACAUUCCCCAAUGUGGGGAUAAACUUGAAACACUUGCACACUUUCAAAAAUUGUCGAGAAUAGAGAAAACAAUAUGACAAGGCAAGGAGUAGCAGAAACAAAAUUGUUCAUCUUUGCAUACAUGUAUAUUUGUAUACAGAAUUCAAGUUUUAUCUACUGAAACUACAAAAAAAAUUCUUUUACACCAUUAGUGCACUCUUACUGAUCCAAACUGUUGUCCACUAUCUUUUGUAAGUUACAAACUAAUACACACUGCAUUCACUUGCUCUCACAUAGACAUUUAAGUGUUCUAAACUUCCAUGUAAUAAUUAAUAUACAGUUAGUGCAUGAAACUUAAAACUGUUAUCUUAUAUUAUGGGAGCAAAUGAAUCAACACUCUGAAGAUAACAAUUCCCUACACUCGAAGAUGCCCAAGAUUUGGUAGAAAUCUAUUAAAUGUAUGUGUGCAGUGCAGUUUCAGUUUAAAUUGGAAUUGAAUCUGUUUCUUCAUGCUCUCUAUAUCCUAAAGCACAGUUUUUCAACAAAAUAGCUUCUUUCACUUCAUAAAAAAUCCAGAAAACAAACUGCAAUACAUGGAUAUGCAGUUCGAAAAGUAUUGUUUGCAACAAGUGAUUUUCAAUAAUAAAUAAAAUUCAAAACUAAUCAAUGCACAUAAAUCGAAAUCCAGCAAACUUUAGGGCUUACAUCGAAGGAGUAAUUCGGAAGAAGCAGACCUGUUGCGUAUGAGCAGAUAGAGAGAGAGAGCUGUAACAAUGGCAGUCCGCAGCAGCAUUAGAAAAAUGUUUGUAAGAAAAUAGAGAUACCGAAAAGGGAUUGAGGAAGAACGGGUUGGGUUUUUGGGCCUGCCUUUUUCUUUCAUUACUGAUAUUAAUGAUAAUUUAAUUUUAUUAUUAUGUAUAGUAAUAUUAUGAACUUGCAAUAAAUCAAAAGACAUUAAGCAUGCAAGAAAACCGUAUUAUGA
This is a messenger RNA of Solanum lycopersicum (tomato), 3567 nucleotides long. Lineage: Eukaryota; Viridiplantae; Streptophyta; Magnoliopsida; Solanales; Solanaceae. The record is from RefSeq and is a predicted model, not a curated record.